This is a messenger RNA of Brachypodium distachyon (stiff brome), 2471 nucleotides long. Its product is annotated as BTB/POZ domain-containing protein At3g08570. The record is from RefSeq and is a predicted model, not a curated record. Lineage: Eukaryota; Viridiplantae; Streptophyta; Magnoliopsida; Poales; Poaceae. Gene Ontology annotation, molecular function: protein binding. The transcript is spliced from 4 exons. The coding region runs from base 253 to 2196 and encodes 647 amino acids.
UUUGUCAUUGAAUAUCUCUCCCUCACGCCGCCGACGACCAGAGUACCAGACCAGCCAGCCAGCCGUUAUUCCUUGCUCUCGUCCUUUCCUCCUCGUCUUCCUCCGUACGUCUGAGCUGUGAGGUCUCUUCCAUUGCUCGCCAUUCCGAGCUUUUUCUCCACAAGAGGCCGGCGGACGUUGUAGGUCUCUGCCUGUCUGUCUGUCUGUCGGUCGGUCGGUCGGUGAGAAGCAUCCAUUAAUCAGCCGAAAGAGAUGGGGCUGGCCGGCGACAGCGGCGCCGCCGCGUUCCCCUUCUCCGCCAAGCUCUCCGCCGCCAACUCGCCGCGCUUCUGCAACCCCAUCAGCAGGAGGAUAUUUUCCGAUGUCGCUGGGGAUAUAACGAUAUCGGUGGAUGGCCAAACUUUUUUACUGCACAAGUUCCCUUUAGUCUCUCGGUGCGGAAGAAUUCGAAGAAUGGUAGCCGACACCAAGGAUCCAGAUCUCUCGAAGCUGGAGCUUGUAAAUGUACCAGGGGGAGCUUUGGCAUUUGAACUCGCUGCCAAGUUCUGUUAUGGGAGUAAUUUUGAAAUAACCACAGGCAAUGUAGCUCAUCUCCGGUGCAUCGGGGAAUAUUUGGAAAUGGGAGAGGACUACCAAGGGGAGAACCUCAUUGUUCGUACAGAGAUGUACAUGAAUGACCUUGUGGUCAAGAGCCUUGAGAAAUCCUUGGAAGUUCUCUGCGGGUGUGAGGGCUUGGAUCCAACGGUGGAGGAAGUCGGGUUUGUCGACAGGUGUGUCGAUGCGAUCGCGAUGAAUGCAAGCAAAGAGCAGCUGGUUUCAGGCUUGGCUCACUUGGAAUGUGAUGCGGGGUCUGGAAAGUUGCGGAUGCAUUGCCAGGAUUGGUGGGUUGAGGACCUUUCUGCUCUAAGAAUUGACUACUAUCAGCGAGUUAUCGCCGCAAUGAGGAGAAGUGGGGUGAGGCCAGAGAGCAUCGGCACUUCUAUUGUGCACUACGCGCAAACAGCUCUGAAGGGUAUCGAACGGCGCCAUGUAUGGGACUCCGGUCCACUUCUUGGAGACAACCAAAGAAUGAUUGUGGAAGCUCUCAUCAACCUGAUGGCAACUGAGAAGAUCACAGCAGUUACACUGUCAUUCCUGUUCGGCAUGCUGAGGAUGGCAAUAGAGGUUGAUGCAGGCCUAGAUUACAGGAUCGAGGUCGAGAAAAGGAUCGGCCUCCAUCUCGAGAUGGCGUCGCUGGAUGAUCUUCUCAUCCCCUCUUUGCAAACGAGCGACUCGAUGUUCGACGUCGACACGGUGCACCGCAUACUGGUGAACUUCUUGCAGAGGAUCGAGGAGGAUGAUUCGGGUGACUCGUCACCUUGCGGAUACGAGUCAGAUGGACUCAAGUCUCCGAGCCACAGUUCAGUGCUGAAGGUUGGACGACUGAUGGACGGUUAUCUCGCAGAAAUAGCACCGGAUCCAUAUCUGAAACUGCAGAAGUUCAUGACUCUCAUCGAAUUGUUGCCAGAUUAUGCACGCAUUGUCGACGACGGACUUUACCGAGCCAUCGACAUAUAUCUCAAGGCGCAUCCCUCUCUGACGGAGUCCGAGUGCAAGAAGCUGUGCAAGCUGAUCGACUGCCAGAAGCUGUCGCAGGACGCGUCAAGCCACGCGGCGCAGAACGACCGGCUGCCGAUGCAGAUGGCGGUGCGCGUGCUCUACUUCGAGCAGCUCCGCCUCAAGUCCUCCUUCUCCGGCGGCGGCCACUUCUCCGGCGGCGGCGGCGGGGACUUCUCCUCCUUCUCCCAUCGGAUCGCCGUACCGCCGAGCGGCAGCGGCGUGCCGAGCUCGUGCGUGUCGCCCCGCGGCGGCGACAGCUACGCGUCGCUGCGGCGGGAGAACCGGGAGCUGAAGCUGGAGGUGUCGCGGAUGCGGGUGCGGCUGACGGAGCUGGAGCGGGAGCAGGGGCUGAUGAAGCAGGGGAUGCGCGGCGGCGGCGGGGAGUACGGCGGCCGGCCGGGGGAGCACGGCCGCGCGCUGCUCGCGUCCAUCUCGAGGGGGAUCGGCCGAAUGGCCAUGUUCGGCGGGCCGGGAUCCACAGCGGACAGGAGGAGGAAGGGAUCGAGGACGGCGGCGGCGAGCUCGCAGUCGCAGUCGCAGUGGUCGGACGGGAAGAAGAGCCGGAGGAGGAAGAAGGCGUCGGUGACGUAUGCCUAGCUCAGCACUCUGUUAUUCUCAACUUUUGAAAAUCACCCGGGAAAAAGAAAGGGGAGACUAUAUAUAUAUGUAGCUUGGUAGUACUCCUGAUCGGAAUUGGAGGCACGAACAAUAAAUCUGAUAUUCCGAGAGCCGAGAGGAAAAUAACAAAUUAACGCCCUGUUUGUAGUUUCUACGGGGCGAUUUGGAUUUGGAUUUGGAUUUGGACUCGGGGACGGAUUUGCUGCAACCGCCUCUGCCGGAGGAAUUUGCCAAUAUAUAUUCUUUCGCCGAUC